UUGUUGUUUUGAAAUCACCCCACGGCUGCUUAUCGGAAAUGUCCCCUCGUCAGUCCUUAUCGUGUGCUGGUUCUUUGCUGACCGGAUAGCAAACGCGCUGUGUACAGUGUUAACCAUGGAAGGAAACUCGGAAGGCUUCAUUCCCGAUAUUGUUGAGCAUCCCAUCGUGCACGUUAGCCAGCGGUACGACUGGGACUGUGGAUUGGCAUGCAUUUUAAUGGUGCUGGGUCGUCAGGAGAAGCAAAAGUUUUUAUCCAACUUCCGGCGAAUCUGUGACGAAGGUCAAUUCGGCGAAAGCACUUGGACGAUCGAUUUGUGCUACAUCUUGAACGACUUUAACAUUCCGCACAAAUACCUAACGACGACCGUCGGAGCGAACCCGAAACAUCGGGGAAACGAUUACUACAAAUCGUACACACUGGAUAUGGUGCGUGUGAAUGAUAAAUUCCGGCACGCCGAGCAGAGCGGCCUCGACGUGAAGCAGUGCUCCGUAAACUAUCGAUUUCUAAUCGAUCACCUUGGCACGUACGGCAAUAUAAUUCUGCUCACCAGUGCCUCGAUGCUGUUCUGUGACCUGUGCAAACUGAACAAACUGCCUUGCGAAUUACGCUCCUGUCUCAGCAUCACUCCCAGCUACACGGGCCACUACAUCGUGCUCUGUGGGUACAACAAACGGAUACAGAAGUUCAUGUACCGCAAUCCGGCCUGCAACGACAAGGUUUGCUACAUUCCAUACCAAGCGCUGGACAAGGCCCGCAAAGCGAACGGAACGGACGAAGAUAUUAUCCUUCUAUACGACAAAACCUCAUGACAACACACGGUAUUCCAGCAUGAUCAUGUAACGGCUGCGUCGAGAACGUUUGCUAGUCUGCGCAACAAUUGACAUUUGAAACAUAGUAUUAACUUCCUUUCAAUAUUUGUUUGCUAAUAAAUGUUACACUUCCACGAAAU
Anopheles cruzii is the source of this 951-nucleotide messenger RNA. RefSeq names its product protein GUCD1-like. The transcript has 6 exons. The record is from RefSeq and is a predicted model, not a curated record. Lineage: Eukaryota; Metazoa; Arthropoda; Insecta; Diptera; Culicidae. Bases 116 to 811 code for a protein of 231 amino acids.